UACCUUCAUGUGAAUGUGAGUCUACGAUUGCUCUCCUGUGACCCAGACCUUUCGGCAUGGCACGGCACAGACCCUCGAACCUACGUUGACGAGGCUGAUGCAUUCUAUAAGGACCCAAUUCGCUGGCUCAACUCAAACUAUCCUGACAGCCACACGUUGCCGCAGCACAUAGCCAUGUUCACCGAACUCACACAGAAUGCAGACUAUGGUCAAGCUGUGAUGCAGUGGCUUCGAGCUAGAAAUUAUUCUAUCUGCAUGGAAAUAUUCCACUCCCAUAUCAUCUCACAUUACAGACACAGUAGACAUAUUGUUAUGUGGUGUGCCGAAGGCUGGAACCUCGAUUUAGCUGAAAAGGGAAUGUAG
This is a messenger RNA of Hydatigera taeniaeformis, 363 nucleotides long. The record is from the annotation of a GenBank genome assembly. Lineage: Eukaryota; Metazoa; Platyhelminthes; Cestoda; Cyclophyllidea; Taeniidae.